AUGAAGUUGCAGCACGUUGUGUACCUGGUGGCUAUUUUCUUCGUGGUGGCUAUUUUCGUGAUUGCAUGUAUAGAAGAGAAUAAGUACUUAGUCUGGAUUAUGAUUAUUCUUGCAAACACCACCAACAUUUUGAGCCUCGUGCGUAGCAUUAGCUAUAUAAAAAAUAUAAGGAAGCACCAGAAGGACACCAAGAUCCAACGACAAUUAUUCUUUGAGAAAAAUGGCGGUGGCAUGUUGAUAGAGCGACUCUCGGGGGCAGGGUCAUCAAACAUUGAUUUCAAAAUCUUUACGGAGGAAGACAUGAAGGAAGCAACUAAUGGUUAUGAUGUGAGCAGAAUCUUGGGUCAAGGAGGCCAAUGGACAGUCUACAAAGGGAUAUUGCCUGACAACUCCAUCGUUGCUAUAAAGAAAACUCGGCUAGGAGACAACAACCAAGUAGAGCAGUUCAUCAACGAAGUGCUCGUGCUUUCACAAAUUAACCACAGGAACGUUGUCAAGCUCUUGGGUUGCUGUCUAGAGACUGAAGUUCCCUUGUUGGUCUAUGAAUUCAUUACCGGUGGCUCCCUUUUCGAUCACUUGCACGGUUCCAUGUUUGUUUCUUCUCUUACAUGGGAACACCGCCUGGAGAUAGCAAUAGAAGUUGCUGGAGCUAUAGCGUAUCUUCACUCCGGUGCUUCUAUUCCAAUCAUCCAUCGCGAUAUCAAAACUGAAAAUAUUCUCUUGGAUGAAAACUUAACUGCAAAAGUAGCUGACUUUGGCGCUUCAAAGUUGAAGCCAAUGGAUAAAGAACAGCUCACCACUAUGGUGCAAGGCACUCUCGGAUAUUUAGACCCAGAAUACUAUACCACAUGGCUUCUGAACGAAAAGAGCGAUGUUUAUAGCUUUGGGGUAGUCCUCAUGGAACUGAUAUCAGGUCAAAAGGCAUUGUGCUUUGAAAGGCCAGAGACUUCAAAACAUUUGGUGAGUUACUUUGUUUUGGCCACGAAAGAGAAUAGGUUGCAUGAGAUUAUUGACGACCAAGUGUUGAACGAGGAAAACCAGAGGGAAAUCCAUGAAGCUGCAAGAGUUGCUGUUGAAUGUACAAGACUAAAGGGAGAGGAAAGGCCAAGGAUGAUAGAAGUAGCUGCAGAGCUAGAAACGUUGAGAGCCAAAACGACCAAACAUAAUUGGUUGGAUCAGUAUCCUGAAGAGAAUGUACACUUGCUUGGUAGUAACAUCGUGUCAGCACAAGGCCAUACCAGUAGCCGUGGUUAUGACAACAACAAGAAUGUAGCAAGGUUUGACAUUGAAGCUGGCCGCUGAUAAAGACGAAGAAGAAGAUUGUUUUCGUCCAACGAGUCCAGGAAGAGGUUGUGGCAUCAUUGGAUUCACUGGAACAGGAAACUUAUGAGCAGAACUAACCAUUGUUCUUUCGUUUAUCAUCCCUACUUCUUUGCAGACUCUGUCUACUACUCCAAGGAAGUCUCUAACCACCAAGAAUAUUCUAAACGGAUGCGCUUCUUCUUUAGCCGAGUUUCCAUGGAAAUACUCUGUGAUUUCUUUUACAAGUGAUAACGCUACGCUCUCUUGAGCUUGUACUCUGAUGAUCUCUUCCUCAGCUCUUUUCAGAAACGUUUCCAUCGAUUCCGAAAACCUCUGACUGUUGCUUUCUUCUGUGAUUGUUGAUUGGACUUG
Molecule: messenger RNA, 1674 nt
Organism: Arabidopsis thaliana (thale cress)
Lineage: Eukaryota; Viridiplantae; Streptophyta; Magnoliopsida; Brassicales; Brassicaceae
Product: Protein kinase family protein
Exons: 2
Coding region: 1-1302 (433 amino acids)
Biological process (GO): cell surface receptor signaling pathway
Cellular component (GO): membrane
Molecular function (GO): protein kinase activity; ATP binding; protein serine kinase activity
Source: RefSeq, marked reviewed